AUGGCACCAGGCUACAGGUCGCCCUUCGACCACCAUCUACCCCCCAGCAUCGCAAACUACAACUUCUAUCACCCAAAAGCCACGCUCCUCGUAUUCCUCGCCAUCAUCCUCUGCGUCUUAUCCGUCACCGUCUACAUCGAACUCAGCACUAUUCGCGCCAUUGCGGAGGAGGAGCAGCACGCCAGCUUUCGUGAGCAGCAGCAGCAGCAACAUGGUCCAAAGGGCGGCUCCCCACUGCCGGAUAUGACCCUCGAUCGAGCCGCUAUGAUAGCGAAUUAUUCUGUCGUGCGCUCGGGAAGGGAUCCUCGAAGGGCUGUGAAUAUCCGCCAUCUGUUCCUCCGCGAAGAGGGCUAUGUCGAAGCGACCAGAAAGUAA
Molecule: messenger RNA, 375 nt
Organism: Trichoderma citrinoviride
Lineage: Eukaryota; Fungi; Ascomycota; Sordariomycetes; Hypocreales; Hypocreaceae
Exons: 2
Coding region: 1-375 (124 amino acids)
Source: RefSeq, a predicted model, not a curated record